Molecule: messenger RNA, 453 nt
Organism: Prunus armeniaca (apricot)
Lineage: Eukaryota; Viridiplantae; Streptophyta; Magnoliopsida; Rosales; Rosaceae
Source: the annotation of a GenBank genome assembly
AUGAGAGCACCCAUUCUGGGACUUCCACUAAGGCUCUAUUUGGAUGCAAUAAACGUAGUGGUUGGGGCUUUACUCGCUCAAGAUGACCACGGUGGAGAAGAAAGUCCUAUUUAUUAUGUGAGUAGACAAUUAAGGGGAGCCAAAACAAGAUACUCAAAGACUGAGCUCUUGUGCCUUUCUCUUGUCUAUGCUACACAGCUCUUGCGGCAUUACUUUCUUGCUCACAAGCUACAGCUCAUAGUGAAGUCUGACCCCAUAAGGUACUUUCUCACAAGAUUGGUGCUAUCUAGACGUCUUGCACGUUGGCUACUACAGCUGUCUAAAUUUGAGAUCACAUGCACAACUCCUAAGGCCAUCAAAGGACAAGCCGUGAUUGACAUGCUGGCUUUAUUUCCUGAAGUAGAAGGCACCACACGGUCAGGCGUCCCCGAACUCGUGGGGCAAAAUAACUGA